Molecule: messenger RNA, 1598 nt
Organism: Erythranthe guttata (spotted monkey flower)
Lineage: Eukaryota; Viridiplantae; Streptophyta; Magnoliopsida; Lamiales; Phrymaceae
Product: Ribosomal L18p/L5e family protein
Biological process (GO): translation
Cellular component (GO): ribosome
Molecular function (GO): 5S rRNA binding; structural constituent of ribosome
Source: RefSeq, a predicted model, not a curated record
CUAGUUACGUUGCGUAUAAUUCGACCGCUUGUUCGGUCUUUUUGAAUGCUUUGAUUCUGUGUUUCUAUUGUUUUAUAUGUAUAGCAUUGUGUUCUGCAUUUUGGAUAUAUUGCUAAUUAUGGGUAGAUGAUUGGGUUUUUUUUUUUCUUAUUGGGGUUCUUUUAAUAUUUUGGCCUUAGUUUAGGGGUUUUCUCGUAAUUUACCCAAAAUAAUAAUUAAUGAAAUAGUUUAUUAAAGGUUGAGAGAUUAACCACCCAUUUUAUGAAACCAAAUGUAAUAUUUUGUGAAAAUUACCUUUUGCUCGAGUAUGAAUCGAGUUUGAGUAACUUUAAGUUUCUAUAUAUCUUAUCAUUCUUUUUUUCUUCGAAUAAAGCUCGAGUUAGAUUCGAACUUCAUAUCUUAUCGAAUGGAAAUAUAUUUUCAUACUUGAUUCAUUGUGUUACUUUAUUUUAUAAGAAGAAAAAUACCCUUCAACUAUUUUGUUAUCGAGUUAUGUGAAAAAUAUUUUUUUUACGAAGAUUUCUACCAAAUAUUUUCAUCUAUUGCAAUAAAAGAAAAAAAUUAAAAAAAUCAUUAAAAAAUGAAGUUGCCUUUAUUAAGUUUUAAAAAAUUCAAUUGAAGUUCCAUUGUAAAUGAUUUAUUUCGUCUUGAGGGUACAAAAUGGUAUUAAUUUUUUUCGAGGAUGCAAAAUGCCAUAAUAAUACAUUUCCAGGGUGCAAAGAGAAAUUAAGCCAAAAUAAUACUUCGAUUUUGCAUUUUUCACCCUAUAAAAUACUACUAUUCAAUUAGUGGAACCUUCGCUUGCACCUUUUCCUCGUCUCAAAUUAAGCAAAAUCCCCAAAUUAUCGCCGGCCGGCGGGUUUAAAUGGCGGCUCCGGCAGCAACGCAUAGCGCCCACCACCUCCUCCAAUUAGUCCUCUCCUGCAGAAAAAUCACCGCGCAGGUCACGUGCGCAAGCACCCACUCAAUCAUAGCCAUGGCGUCGUCCGCCGAAGAAGAAUUCGCCAGAGAGUACAAAGCGAAGCUCAACCGCUUCCCCCGGUCCAAAACCUUCUGGGACUCCAAAACCGCUUCCAGAAUCGGCGAUAAAAUCGCCAUCCGCCUCGCGGAAAUCGGCGUCGCCGCCGUUCGAAUUGACGUCGGAGAAGAGAUGUCGAGGGCAGUCCAUUAUCGGAAGAUGCUGGGUCCAUUUUUCUCAUCUGUUAAGCGGACAGGAAUCCAGGUUUACGGCGCCGAAGAUCUCAUUUUUCUAGGUUGAGAAUCAAUUUUUUUGCCGCUGGCUCCCAAUUUUUGAGACAGAUGAACGGGGCUAAGUUAAUUCCCCAUGGAUUCGAGUAUCGAGUGAAGGCGUGUUUCUGCCGAUUUUUUAUGGCUAAAAGGAGUGGUGGGAUUUCACCAAAUCAUGCUCACAGAGCAAAAGUAGCAACUCCUUUGGCUCAACCAGGACAAAACAUAUAUACAAUGUGUAAUUGAUUUUGCAAAGUAGUAGUUGUCACUUGAUUAAUUAGGAUUAACAAUUUUAUUUUGUCUCGUAUUUGGGAUUGUACAAUAUACAAGGUAUUUUGUAGUAUUUAUAAUUUAUUGUUUCAGGAUAAAAA